Messenger RNA from Saccostrea cuccullata (small rock oyster), 1218 nucleotides. RefSeq lists its product as uncharacterized. The record is from RefSeq and is a predicted model, not a curated record. The coding region runs from base 1 to 1218 and encodes 405 amino acids. The transcript has 3 exons. Lineage: Eukaryota; Metazoa; Mollusca; Bivalvia; Ostreida; Ostreidae.
AUGGAUUUCUUGAUAUUCCUCGCCCACAUACUGUUCUUCUUCGGUGACCUUCACCCUGUGAAAGGUCGAGGUCAUCUUAUUGACCCCCCUAUGAGGUCAAGCCUGUGGAGAUAUUAUCCCUGGAAUCAGAUGGGUGUCCCUAAAAAUGCGGACGAUACCGGUCUGAACUGCGGGGGAUUCUGGCGGCUGCAUGAAAUUAACAACGGAAGUUGUGGGCUUUGUGGAGACCCGUAUGACCAAAACCGCCGAAACGAGGCUGGGGGAAUAUACGCCAAUGGCUACAUCGUCCGGAAAUAUUAUCAAGACGACGAAUUCCUAAACGUGACGGUGGACAUUUUAACGAACAUAGGGGGAUACUUCGAAUUCCAUCUCUGCCCUAACAACAAUGUUUCAGAAACAAUUACCCAGGAAUGUCUAGACAAGUAUCCGCUGACGAUUGAGGGAUACGGGAGUAAAUAUGUUCCGAAUAAUCCCGGGGAACACAAUUUGUUUCUAAAAAUACCGGAUGGCGUCACGUGUUCGCAAUGUGUUCUUCAAUGGAAAUGGGUUGGAGGAAACAACUGGGGAACCUGCGAAGAUGGGUAUGGGGGCCUUGGUUGUGGAAAACAGGAAGAAUAUUACAACUGCGCAGACGUCGCUAUCCUUCCACCUUCCGCUAACAGAACGAGGUCAGCUCGUCCUGGAUAUGUAGACCGGAAGUACUUGUUCACUACAACGACGCAGAAUCCCAUGAUGCCAAUUCUUCCUCCAUUCAUACGGCGGUCAGAAAAAUUCAAGAAAUUUUAUAAAAAAUAUUUAGAAAAAGUUAUGAAUGGAAUGGUAGCAGGUAAAUGGUCAGAUAAUGCUGUUUCCAGGUUGGAUUAUAAUCUUGAGAAGCAGAAACUAACCAACCAAUCGAAACAGAGUUCGUAUUGGAUGCCGAACAGAAUUUCCGACUUCCGCUUGACUGGACAGUAUCCAGAUUCGUCGAUGCCGUCUUUAUCAAUCAAUGUUCCGGAUUCAUUUAAAGGGAAGACAGAAUAUUCAUUCUUGGAUGUUGUGAGAAAUAGCUUGAAGUUUGGAAAUUUUGACAGCAAUUUUAAAAGUUUAGAAGUCAAUGAUUUUGUUACUGGACGACCUGUUUAUCUGCCAGAGGCUACUCUAAAUAUGCCGUUACCUCCCACUCAGACUAUAGCCACCCUAAAACCGGCACCGAUUACAGGUAAGAUCCUUCCUUGA